Messenger RNA from Penicillium bovifimosum, 1350 nucleotides. Its product is annotated as acyl-CoA desaturase. Gene Ontology annotation, biological process: unsaturated fatty acid biosynthetic process. NCBI's taxonomy places the organism in Eukaryota, Fungi, Ascomycota, Eurotiomycetes, Eurotiales, Aspergillaceae. The transcript is spliced from 2 exons. The record is from RefSeq and is a predicted model, not a curated record. The coding region runs from base 1 to 1350 and encodes 449 amino acids. Gene Ontology annotation, cellular component: endoplasmic reticulum membrane. Gene Ontology annotation, molecular function: stearoyl-CoA 9-desaturase activity; heme binding; iron ion binding.
AUGGCCCCUAGAACGGGCGGACAAGAGUCCAAGACUAGCCACAAUGCUCAAAAGCCUCAUAUCACUGAGAUGCCAAUAACACCGCGAAACUGGUAUCAACAUAUCAACUGGUUGAGUGUUUUCUUCAUUAUCAUCGUUCCGUGCCUUGGUCUUGUGGCGGCAUAUUACUGUCCACUCAAGCGCGCCACAGCCGCCUUCGCCAUUUUCUACUACUUCAAUACUGGACUGGGAAUUACAGCAGGAUACCACCGCCUCUGGGCCCAUUCUUCAUAUAGAGCAUCAAUUCCCCUUAAGAUCUACCUCGCUGCCGUUGGUGUUGGUGCCGUCCAGGGCUCUAUCCGAUGGUGGUCCAGGGGCCACCGUGCUCACCACCGCUAUACCGACACAGAAAAGGAUCCCUAUUCUGUGCGCAAGGGCUUCUGGUAUUCCCAUCUGGGAUGGAUGGUGAUGAAGCAGAACCCCAAGCACUACGGCCGGGCCGACAUUACCGAUCUCAACGAGGACCCGAUCGUGGUGUGGCAGCAUCGACACUAUAUCAAGGCCGUUCUAUUCAUGGGUCUCGUGUUCCCUACUCUGGUCUGUGGCCUCGGCUGGGGUGAUUGGCGUGGCGGCUUUAUCUAUGCCGGCAUUCUGCGGGCCACAUUUGUGCAACAGGCUACAUUCUGCGUCAACUCCUUGGCCCACUGGUUAGGUGACCAGCCCUUUGACGACCGCAAUUCGCCUCGAGACCAUGUUGUCACGGCUCUCGUGACACUAGGCGAAGGGUACCACAAUUUCCACCACGAAUUCCCGUCAGACUACCGCAAUGCCAUCGAGUGGUGGCAAUAUGACCCGACAAAAUGGGCGAUCUGGACAUGGAAGCAGCUCGGACUGGCAUACAACCUCAAGGAAUUCAAGGCAAAUGAAAUUGAAAAGGGACGUCUCCAGCAGCUGCAGAAGAAGCUGGACAUCAAGCGGUCGACACUGGAUUGGGGCACCCCCAUUUCCCAACUGCCCGUGAUGACCUGGGAUGACUUCAAGACCGAGUCUGCCAAAUCCGAUGGUAGGGCACUGGUGGCCAUCGCUGGUGUGGUUCAUGACGUCGCUCACUUCAUUAAAGAGCACCCUGGUGGUAAGGCGUUCAUUGCCUCGGCCAUUGGUAAGGAUGCGACAGCUCUCUUCAACGGCGGUGUUUAUCAGCAUUCGAAUGCGGCGCACAACUUGCUGUCUACAAUGCGCGUGGGUGCUAUUUACGGAGGUGGAGAGGUGGAGAUCUGGAAGCGUGCUUACUCCGAGAAGUCGGAUGGUUACCUGCAGGAUAAUAAAGGGGAACGCAUCGUACGACGGUACGAGCUGGGGAGCAGACCUUGA